ACCAGUAUCAUUAGCUAAUUGCAGCGGUUUUCAAAAUCCGACUCGCAUAGCGGCCCGGUUGGUCCAUCAUCUCAGUUUCUGAAUAUCCCCAAUCUUGGUUAUCAGCUCCCUCAACCUCUCCCCCUCCAAAGCGAGCGGGGUUUAAGCAGCUAGUAGGGCCUUUUCCUCUUAUCCGAGCUCUCACCUUUCAGCUUGCUAUUCUAAUUAGUUCGGGUUUAUAUAUAUAAACGUGUAUGUGUGUAUAUAUAUUUACAUGUAUAUAUGAAUUUCUUCUACAUUGAGUGUUGAUAAAGGACCAAGGAAGAAAUCAGAAAUGGGCAGGAGUAUAUCUAGAUCGCCCUCAUAUCGAAGGAGAUACUCUCCGUCACCGGUUGGUCACAGGCACAGCAGGCGAAGCAGAAGAGACCGAAGCCGGUCACCCUAUAAUAAUUCUCACAGAAGGCGAAGAAGUCGUUCUGGUACUUCACGUCAUCGUAGAAGUCGUUCACCAACUUCGAGGCUCCAUAGAAGUCGAUCUCCAACACCUAGGUGUCACAAGAGGCAAAGAAGUAGAAGUACGUCAUUGUCUCCUUUACCCAGGUCCCGUAGUCCGAGUCUUGCAUCAAGUGAACGUAAAAAUGCCAUUGAGAAAUUGAGAAAGGAAGAAGAAGAAAGGAAAAGGCGCCAACAUGAGGUGGAGCUCAAACUAUUGGAGGAGGAGACUGCAAGAAGAAUUGAAGAAGCAAUUCGGAAAAAAGUUGAAGAGAGAUUGAGUUCUGAAGAAGUGAAGCUGGAAAUAGAGAGGCGUAUAGAAGGAGGUCGGAAAAAACUAUUUGAUGAUGUUGAAGCUCAACUUGAAAAAGAAAAGGAAAGUGCUAUAAGUGAGGCAAGGCAGAAAGAAGAACAAGCUCAAAAAGAGAGGGAAGAGCUGGAUAAGAUGCUUGAGGAGAACCGAAGGAGGGUAGAAGAGUCUCAAAGGAAAGCUUUGGAACUGCAGCGCAAAGAGGAGGAGCGAUACCGGGAGUUGGAGCUGAUUCAAAGACAAAAAGAAGAGGCAGCUCGAAGAAAGAAAAUUGAAGAAGAGGAAGAGCGUGCCAAUGAGACGAAGCUGUUGGGAAAGAAUAAAUCCUGGCCAAAAUUGCCUUCUGGGAUUGGUAUGUAAUUACGCUGUUUGGCGAUUGAAUGUUUAAUUACAGAGAGUAGGUGCUACUAAGCAUGGCAUAUUCAUUCGACCCAUGUAAGAACAAUAAUUUGUAGAAAUUGGUUUUGGGGAUUAUAUUAAGCAACGAGUUCUGACUGCCGUAAUUUGUGCCUCUCAUGAUGAAUGGAUCCUGUAAUCUGUGCACCGCACCGGGUUGUCAAACCUCCCUCUACUUGAUUUCUAUUUUCUGGGAUACAAUGAAAGUUAAGAGAAGUAUUUAUUUUC
Messenger RNA from Cornus florida, 1405 nucleotides. RefSeq lists its product as uncharacterized. The record is from RefSeq and is a predicted model, not a curated record. NCBI's taxonomy places the organism in Eukaryota, Viridiplantae, Streptophyta, Magnoliopsida, Cornales, Cornaceae. The transcript has 4 exons. Gene Ontology annotation, cellular component: nucleoplasm; mitochondrion. Gene Ontology annotation, molecular function: cadherin binding. The coding region runs from base 314 to 1141 and encodes 275 amino acids.